Messenger RNA from Cheilinus undulatus (humphead wrasse), 841 nucleotides. RefSeq names its product gastrula zinc finger protein XlCGF57.1-like. Bases 68 to 841 code for a protein of 257 amino acids. The record is from RefSeq and is a predicted model, not a curated record. Lineage: Eukaryota; Metazoa; Chordata; Actinopteri; Labriformes; Labridae. The transcript has a single exon. Gene Ontology annotation, biological process: negative regulation of transcription by RNA polymerase II; regulation of cytokine production; regulation of immune system process.
AGAGAAACCUCUUAGCUGCUCUGAGUGCAGCAAAAGAUUUAGAUGGGAAAAUGGUUUGGUAGCUCACAUGAAGAUUCACACAGGAGAGAAACCCUUCAGCUGUUCUGAGUGCAGUAAAAAAUUUUCAAAAAAAUAUGAUCUAAUGUUGCAUAUGAUCACGCACUCAGGAGAGAAACCCUUUAGCUGCUCUGUUUGCAUGAAAAGAUUUACAAAAAAAGCAGAUGUUGUGAAUCACAUGAGGAUUCACACAGGAGAGAAACCCUUCAGCUGCUCUGAGUGUUGUAUCAAAUUUUCAAGAAAAUCUUCUCUAACGAUGCAUAUGACAACCCACUCAGGAGAGAGACCCUAUAGCUGCUCUGUUUGUACAAAAAGAUUUAAACAAAAAGGGACUAUGGACGCUCACAUGAUAACCCACUCAGGAGAGAAACCCUUCAGCUGCUCUGUUUGCAAUAAGAGUUUCUCACGGAAAGGAAGUCUGACCAUCCACAUGAGGAUUCACUCAGGAGAGAGACCCUUUAGCUGCUCUGAGUGUGGUAAAAAUUUUUUACAAAAAGGUAAUCUUAUGAUGCAUAUGAGAACACACUCAGAAGAGAAACCCUUCAGCUGCUCUGUUUGCAAGAAAACGUUUAGACGAAAAGCAGAAGUGGUUGUACACAUGAGGAUGCACGGAGGAGAGAAACCCUUUAGCUGCUCUGUUUGCAAGAAAAGAUUUACGAGGAAAACUUAUAUGGACGCUCACACGAGGAUUCACACUGGAGAGAAACCCUUCAGCUGUUCUUUCUGCAGCAAAAUAUUUAGAUGGAGAACUGAUAUGGUCACUCACAUGAGGAUUCACUCAUGA